Molecule: messenger RNA, 1634 nt
Organism: Capsicum annuum
Lineage: Eukaryota; Viridiplantae; Streptophyta; Magnoliopsida; Solanales; Solanaceae
Product: mitogen-activated protein kinase homolog NTF6
Exons: 6
Coding region: 124-1242 (372 amino acids)
Biological process (GO): protein phosphorylation; intracellular signal transduction
Cellular component (GO): cytoplasm; nucleus
Molecular function (GO): ATP binding; MAP kinase activity
Source: RefSeq, a predicted model, not a curated record
CACUUUUCCCUCCCCACUCUUUUCUCUUUGCUAUUUGAACAGAGCUCCUUAAGAUUCUUCAAAUCCCAAAACAAAUUCUGUCAGAAGUUAAAAAAAGUGAUACAGAGAGUAACAGAGCAAAAAAUGGAAAGUGAAAACAUUGAAACCUCGGAUGAAAUAAAAGGAAAUCCAACACGGGAUGGCAAAUAUGUUGAGUACAAUGUUGUUGGUAAUUUAUUUGAGGUUACUUCAAAGUAUGUUCCUCCAAUUCAACCCGUCGGACGUGGCGCUUACGGCAUUGUUUGCUGUGCUAUAAAUUCGGAGACAAAAGAGGAGGUAGCAAUCAAAAAAAUUGGGAAUGCAUUUGAAAAUAGAAUUGAUGCAAAGAGGACCCUUCGCGAGAUCAAACUUCUUUCCCACAUGGAUCAUGAAAAUAUCAUAAAAAUAAAAGAUAUAGUGAGACCACCAGACAGAGAGGAAUUCAAUGAUGUAUAUAUUGUGUAUGAGCUACUGGAUACAGAUCUGCAUCAAAUAAUACGCUCUUCACAGGCCCUCACAGAAGAUCACUGUCAAUACUUCCUCUAUCAAUUAUUACGUGGACUCAAGUAUGUACAUUCUGCUAAUGUUCUACACCGGGAUCUAAAACCUAGCAAUUUGCUACUUAAUGCAAACUGUGACCUCAAGAUUUGUGAUUUCGGGCUUGCUAGGACCACUUCAGAAGCAGAUUUUAUGACCGAGUAUGUUGUUACCCGAUGGUAUAGGGCACCCGAGUUGCUACUCAAUUGUACGGAAUAUACUGCAACAAUCGAUAUUUGGUCAGUUGGUUGCAUUUUGAUGGAACUCAUUAAGAGAGAACCUCUUUUUCCCGGCAGAGAUUAUGCUCAGCAAUUGGGGCUUAUCAUUAAGCUAUUAGGUUCACCUGAGGAUUCUGAUCUUGGAUUCCUAAGGAGUGACAAUGCUAGGAAGUACGUCAAGCAGCUCCCUCGAGUUCCAAAACAACCCUUUUCCAAGCAUUUCCCAGAUGUGUCCCCUUUAGCACUUGAUCUUGCAGAAAGGAUGUUGGUUUUUGAUCCAGCUAAACGUAUAACUGUUGAGGAUGCGUUAAAUCAUCCAUACAUGAUAAGUCUCCAUGAGAUAAACGAGGAACCAGUUUGCUCUUCUCCUUUCAACUUCGACUUUGAACAAGCUUCUCUAAGCGAGGAAGACAUAAAGGAGCUCAUAUGGAACGAGGCUCUAAAGUUUGAUCCCGAUACAACCAAGUGAUGAUCCAUACAUAUUUCCUCAAUAGCUUGUUUCAUCAAUGAUGGAGUGUGAUUUGGUUUUGGCAGGUUAGCCAUUUGUAACGUCUGUUUGAUUAUUCAUUCAAGGUGAGCUUGGAGAGUUUGGGUUUUCCUCCCCUCAUACACGGGGUUGUAUCGGGGAGAGUGCGCACAUGAUGGGGAUAAUCAAUGGAUUCAUAUUCUACUCAAGAAUCCUCCCCCCAUUCAAAAGUUUCUGUAAAAGGCUAGUCGUUUUCUGUUUACAAACUCAAAGCUGUUUGUAAACAAAACUAUAGGACGGAAGAACAAUAAGAAUGAAAAAAAGUGAUAAUUUGCGAAAAUGUUGUUGUAUAAGAGUUUGAUAAUAUAGUGGUAUUGAUGUUACAAUUUUGAUUU